Messenger RNA from Daphnia carinata, 2699 nucleotides. RefSeq names its product DNA polymerase eta-like (gene DNApol-eta). The record is from RefSeq and is a predicted model, not a curated record. Gene Ontology annotation, cellular component: nucleus; site of double-strand break; replication fork. Lineage: Eukaryota; Metazoa; Arthropoda; Branchiopoda; Diplostraca; Daphniidae. Bases 536 to 2632 code for a protein of 698 amino acids. Gene Ontology annotation, molecular function: DNA-directed DNA polymerase activity; damaged DNA binding. Gene Ontology annotation, biological process: error-prone translesion synthesis; response to radiation. The transcript is spliced from 7 exons.
GGGAAGGCUUAUCAGCUACCAGACGAAAAGUACAGCUAGUGCCAGUUUACUCAUUGUUCAUUGUUGUUGCUGAAGUACUUUUUGAUAACGAAAAACCGUAACUCAGAUUCGUAUGUCAAUUACGUAACACUACUGAGUUAAAUUAGACAACAGAAGUCGAUGUCGAAAAAUUCUGGGAAAACUUGGUCCCAAGGGUACCACAUUGUUCCCAGUACUUCAAAAUACUUGGCAGGUGAUCCUGAUUUGAAGCUUGUUGUUUUUGAUACAUCACCCGACAGCAGCAGUGAAGAAGAAGAAACGGGUCCCGAUUUGGAGGAAAAAACAAGAAAUCUUUCACGAGAAGUGAAAUCUCAGAACCAACAACCUAUUGCCACCGAAGAAACCAUACAUUUAAUUCCUCAAUUCAGCACAGCAGCUAGUGACUCUGUUGAUUGUAGCUCCAGUACGCACAAUGACAUUCCAUUGAGUCCAUGUACAAGAAAGGAUAUGAUAGAAUUCUUAAAUUGUUGUAUAGAAGAACAAGUUAAUAAAGAAGAUGAAUGCUGAAGACAAUAGAGUUAUUGCCUUAAUUGACAUGGACUGCUUUUAUGUUCAAGUUGAGGAGAGAGAAAAUCCAGAGAACAGAGGGAAACCUGGCUGUGUUGUACAAUAUAAAAAGUGGAAAGGUGGGGGUAUUAUUUCUGUAAACUAUGAAGCAAGAGCUCAAGGAGUAACCAGGCAGAUGCGAGGAGAUGAAGCACGAGAAAAGUGUCCAGAUUGCAUUCUUUACAGAGUUCCAGAACGGAGAGGGAAAGCUGAUCUCACUAAGUACAGGGAUGGAGGCAAAGAAGUCAUUGAUGUUAUGUGCAGCUUUGGUGUUUGUGUUGAACGAGCUAGCAUUGAUGAAGCAUAUAUAGACAUGACUAUGGUGAUAGACCAAACUCUUCCAGGUUGCACAGCCACCGCCAUUAAUGUUGAAGAGCUUCCAAAUACGCAUUUCGUCGGCUGGGAAAACGAUACGGAUGACGUGAAAGGUGUUCAUGGCUGGUUAAAGGCAUUAUCAAAGGAAGACUCUAAGGACAAUGAUUGGAAACUAACGCUCGGUGCAGUACUGGUUGAAAAAAUGCGUGCCGCUAUUUACGAAAAAACUGGUUUUCGGUGCUCUGCAGGAAUCGCAAACAAUAAGAUGUUGGCCAAAUUAGCUUGUGGCAUCAACAAACCAAAUAAGCAAACGGUCUUGCCAUUCACCUCCGUUCAAGAUUUUUUUACAACUUUCCCACUAAAAAAGGUCAGAAAUCUAGGUGGCAAAUUAGGUCUUACACUAAGGGAAGAGCUUCAAUGCACAACUAUGGCAGAUAUCACUCGAAUUCCUGAGAAGAUAUUGCAAGAACGUUUUGAUACCAAGACGGGGACAUGGCUGUAUUGGUAUGCCCGAGGAGUCGAUAAUGAUCCUGUUAGCUCUCGCAGACUACCUAAAUCCAUUGGCUGUAAUAAAAAUUUUACGGGCUUAGCUGCGUUAGAUUCCGAAGAGAAAAUUAAUCACUGGCUAGAAGAGCUCUGUGCUGAAGUGUCCGAGCGUCUCGAGAAAGACAGGGAAACUAAUUGCAGGCUGGCAAAAUUGUUAACCUUGACGGUCCGCUUAGAAGGUGACAUCCGACCAUACUCUUAUACCCGGUCCAUACCAUUACACUCUUCAUACGACAAAAUUCGUAUGGCUAAAUCGUGUCUCGCAGUUGUGAUGAAAGAAAACCCUUGCAAACAAGGCAAUUCUAAGACUCCGUGGGUUGUUACUUGUCUCGGAGUAUCGGCCAGCAAAUUUGUUGAUCAGCUGGAAAGCAGCUCCAGGAUUGAUCACUUUUUUACUGCAAAGCAAUGUACCAUAAUGAGCAUAGAGAAAGAGAAACUCGUCAAUGAGGAACCUUUACACCGAAAGGAUGGACUGUACGAUCUCCAUGCUGAUCAGGAAGACGAAGAAUUUGAGAUGGCAGAAAUUGACAACACACCGACUGAAACAAAUCCAUUAAAUAUUAUUGCACCGGAAUAUAAUAUGGGACAAACCAGCGCCGUGGACAAAGAAAUUUUUCGAGAAAAUAAAGAAAAAACCGGCGGUUCAAGUUCAGCUUGUCUCAAUGGGGAAAACAAUGAAAAUGUAAAAAAAACAGGAUUUUUUGCUUCCCGUAAUUUUAAGAAAUGUGCACCAAUACAACAUUCAUUUGGAGAGCCCAUCGCACACUCAAGCCAAGUAAAUCCGGCUACCCAUACAACUUUUUCGAUUGAAGAAAUUUUUCCAGAUUUAAAUGAAGUUGACGUGGAAACUCUAGCUCUGCUUCCGCCUCAUCUGCGACGUGAAGUAUUAAAAGCCAUCCAAUCCAAACAGGGUAAAGAAGGAACUGAUAAAUUUGUUGUGUGUGAUAAAUGUAAGGAACAGUUCCUCAAAGAAGAAAUUGAAGAACAUAACGACUUCCAUGUGGCUUCAGAGUUGCAGAAAGAAUUGUCCCUGCAGCCUCCCACGUCUAGUUCCUCUGUCAGCAAUUUGGCAGGCGCAAAAGUAGUUAAAAAAUCAUCCAAGAGGCCAUUGAAGAACCAGAAAAAUGCUACGGCGGAUACAAAACGUUCACGAACCAUUGAAUCCUUUUUCGGAAAUCCCUUAUGAUCAAGGUUUUCUUUUACGACUGAUGAAGCCGUUUUGACUUCGGAUGUCUUUCAAAAUAAUGAACUAA